ACAGUUUUUCUCGUUGAAAUAAUCAAUAUAUAUAUUUAAUUCAACGCAAUAGUAGACAUUUGUAGAAUAUAAGCUGCAACUAUAUAUUUUAAGUUUAAGUUUUAGUAAUUUAAAGCUUUCAUAAGCUUGUUUACCGACCCGUAACGAUAAAAGUAGUUAGUGUUCAUUUUAACUCGUUUAAUUAAUAAAGCAACUUUCUUUUCGAAUAAAAUGAGUACCAUAGCGCAACAGGAAAGCCUUAUUAAGGAGAGUUUGUUUCAUUUUAUCACGAAAAAUAUCCCUACGGCUAACAUUAGUGUUAUAGAUGAUAUAGCCCUUUCUUAUGUUAUUUCUAUAAUAGAAUCAGCAUCUCAGGACUCUUGCUUCGAUAUUGAAGGUUUUAUUGAAUUUAUGUCUGCAUACAUUCCUGACUUUGCAAACAUUGAUGAGGGUGUGGUGUGCUCGUGGCUGAUGGAGCUAGAGGCCGAAGUCUCUCAGCAUGAUGAGAGUGAUAGCAACUCUGCUCAUGAUGAUUCGGCUGGCAGCGACAAGAUAAGUCUUACUUUGCAGAACAUCAGCGAACUUCUACCGACCGGUACGAAGGCUAGCCGGUCACAUUCUAGCUCUGAAAGUUCAGAAUGCUCUACGCGUCGUGCUCCCAUGGACACGGAGGAGUAUUCCGAACAGGUCAACAUGCUUAUUGAGAUGUUCCCCAACACCUGUACUAUGGAGAUAAAGCAUUGCGUCUCGAUUGCAAAUGGCGACCCUGAACGCGCGGCGGCGACUCUGCUGUUGCGUCGCGAACAAGGCCAGUCGCUUUCAGCCACUGUCCUCCACUCAGCAGCCAAGCAGCCACUGGUGGAUGAUCAUGAGAUCAAGAACAGGAUCAUUGCAAGAUAUUCUUACGUGGAUAAAGACGCAGAAAUUAAAGAGCAUAAGCCGUUGGCGCCAAAAAUUGAGCCGAGGAAGAUGGUUCGCUACAGGGAUAAUAAGAUUGUGUCUCUGAAGGGGGAACGAUAUACUGAGGUACCGAAGUCUGGCGCUGAAGAGGAGCAGUUGAAGAAACCCAAAAAACAACAUUGCCCUUAACCUUUAGAACCAUGUCAGUACAGUGAAAAAGCGGAUACUAAACGAAGUACCGCUCAAUCCUUGUCCUCUUGUCUCUUAUUAGUACCUCAUCCUUCGUGCCCUGUAGAUGUGACGCGCCUGCGUCAAAGUGUGUCAAAAUCUCGUCAAAGUGUGUCAAAACUGUGUGAAAAUCUGUCAGAGUUGGCAACUUUGCCACAACCGAGCGGUCUUUUGCUCGGCUUCUGUUUAGUUUCUGUUUUUUGUACAAUUUUUUCAGUAUUAAUUUAUUUAAUGUCAGAUUUGUGUGAAAAUGUGACAAAGUAUUUUGUCCGCGUUCACAUUAUGUUGACAAGGUCACAACGUACAAAUGAAAUCUCUAGCAUUCCCACGGCUUCGGCUGUAUUGCUCAAAGAUAAAAAUAUGCUAAGCAGGUUAAAUCCAAUAUAUUGGGUUGUGAAUACGUAUAAAUUCUUUAGUGAUUUUACGCGUUUCUACGUGUCUUUGACGCGUUUUGACGCCAUUUUGUCGACACUCGCGGCGCAUCUGUCCUUUCGUGUAAGUGUUAGUGUAGUUUUAGCGCGUGAUUCGCACACACAUAUGAUUUCUUCCGCUUUUUCAAGUACUGAUUUGUUACCUUGUGUUAGUCGGCAUAUACGACUUAAUUUCUGUGUACUAUUAUUUCGCGUGUUUAUUUCUAGGCUCUCUAAAAGGCAGCUGGUUUGCAGUAUUAUUAUUACAAAUAGCAACACUAUGGCAUCAUUAGAUAUAGGCGAGCGUAAAUGUGUUCAAAUCUAUAGGGAAUUUAUAGUAACAAAUUGUCUGGGAUCUUUUAGACUGUGCGAUGCCAUAGGUUACCUUAUUGACAGAGAGUGCUGCUUGAACGAAAAUGGCGGGAGUUUUACCACCGUCCGCCAUUUUCUUUUCGUGCGCGGCCAUUUUGUAUUCCUUAUAGUUUUAAGCGUUCUCACACCUGUGAUUUUUAAAUAUAAUUUUAUUAUAAAUGUGAUUUAUAUGAUAGUUUUAUCGUUUUUAUAUACGUCUGUGAUUCUGAUGCCAUUGAAUUUAAUUAUAGACCCUGUGAGUGGUUGUUGUUUAUGUUUUUUAAUUUUAGUAUUUGGCAAUUUCACGUUUGCGCCGUUUUGGUGUUAAUGAUUGAAUUGUCGCUUAGAUUAUAUGCGUGUUAGUGAGUUUGAUUGUAAUCACAAACACUAUACAGGAUGUAUGAAAUUAAACAGAAAAGCAAGUUUAAUAACUACAGAUGUUUAGUAAAAUCAUCUAAAAUGAUGCUUGGUUACUUGAACUUAACGAGUUGUACAGGCUGCAAUCGUUAAGUGUGACCAGGCUAUUAUUCCGAAACUAUUACAAACAUCAAAAUACUUUAAACUGAUAUUCAAAGAUUAUUACCUCAUCAUUAAAAUGAAAUCAAUAACUUAUUUUAAAUCAGUUUCUGAUAUUAAACGUUUUGUAUGGGAUUAGUAGAAAAGUUUUAAUUUCCUUAUUAAGUAAUAAAAAUACCUUUUAAUUGAAUAAUAUAUAUUUCUUAGUACAAAAUUUUGUAUUCGAAGCGAAGUCCAUGUUAUCAUUAUCAUGACCUUUCUACUAAUCUCAUACUAAAUGUAUGGGAGUGUUUUAUAUCAAAAUAUUGGAUUCUCGUUUGAAUUUAAAAAGUUAUUGAUGUAAUUUACUGAUUAGUUAACGUACUUUCGAUAUCAGUUCAAGGUUUUUGUUUAUCAUAAUACUUACGAAGUAAUUACUGCCUGGUCACACUUAAAGAUUUAUUUAUUUAACUCGUUAAGUUUAUCUAGCUGUAUAAACUUACUUCUAAAGGCAACUUUGAAUACCAAUCUUCUAGUCCCGUAAUGUACAAUCACAGAUAUAGCCGAAUAUAUGAACGGAUUACAAUUCAAAUAGUAAAAAAGAAAAGACACCAGAGUAACUUUCAAGACAUUUCUUUACAUUUGACAUCUGUCAAACUCUGCACUUAUAACGGGUUGACAUUUUUGGUUUGCGCGUUGUUUAGACGUCCGUCGUUUGAAUUUCUGAUAUUAGUGCUCAAGAUCAAGAUAGUUUCACAGGUUUGAAUAGCUGUUACAUUACAAUGGCGGCUGGAAAACUUAGCUCUGAUUGGUCAGCGCUGACGAAUUCAUGGCGGCUCGAAAGCUUAGAUCUGAUUGGUCAACGCUGACGAAUAGAAAUUCAAAUUGCAUAUCAGAUUGUUGAAUGUAGUCGUUGUAAUCUCGUUACGCAAUUAAUUCACUAACACGUAUAGGAAUAAUGUGAUUCAAAUUGAGGCACGAUUUCUCCCAAGGGGUAAUAAUAGUUCUGCUUCGAUAAAAUUGUUCGGAUUUUUUUAUCUAUCCCAGCUCCCACUCAAGAAUUGGGUGCUCUUCAUAUUUGUUUCCGCUCUAUUGCUCGAACCAUAGAUAAUUUAUACAAACACUGUUGGUUUCGGUAAACAUAUUUUUUUAUUAUAGUAAUAGUGAAAGGUUUGAUCGUAUUUUAUUUUAGAUUAGGUACUUUAUCUCUCUUUAGUCGCGCGCUCAAAGUUAAGCUUUGUGGUGGUUCCGAUAUUUAUUUUGGAUAAUCGCCACUUCCGCUGAUUGGUUGUGCGACAUAAUUUUAUUGGGCUUCCACCUUUGGGCCAUCUCGCUGCCAUUUUUGAAGUGAAACUUCUUUUUCGACGUAUGGGAGAUAUUUUAUAGCAAAUCGUCACGAUUUUCGGUUACGCGCCAUCUUGUUUUUAUUUUUUUUUUAUAUUAAUAUUUAAUAUUUUAAAGUUCAGAGAAAGCUUAUAAGUAAUAAUAAUACUAACAUCGAAGAACCAAACUGGUGGUCUAGUCAGUAUAAUGGGGGGAAUUUUACUUCUCAAUGCUGGUCAUCUUUAGACACCGUAGAAGCCAGACUUCGAGAGUUGAAUAUUUAUUAAUUAAAUAGAUAUCCCAUCCCCCAAGUCUUCUGCUACCAUAAACAUUGGCAAUGAAAAUAAUAAAAUGAUUUUUAGUCACAAUGAGCUCCUAUAGAUUGUCUGCUGGUUUUCGUGCGUUAUGCUGAAGUUAUACGGUAUGUACUUCGGAAAAGUUGAGUGUUUAAAAGUUUCCGUAUAUAAAGCGCACUGCAGUACCGUACACUAAAAAGCGAAGAAUUUUAUCGAAGCCUAACUACAGCUUAGCCAAGCUAAGAAUUUUACUUUGAUAGAAAAAUUUUCAAACAGACUCUGCCCGAAUCUUUUUGUUUUAAGACUUUUACUAUAUAAGAACUUACAUAAUAUAGUCUUAUAUGUCAUACGGGCAGGAGUCGUUUGAAGUUUCGUUUUGUUUUAGUGAAAAUAUUAAUGCCAAAAUUGGUGCUAAUAAUAUCGUUGUAAAUUGCCAAAUUUAAGUAUGAUAAUAUAUUAUUAAAUUAAAUGUACACUGCAUUUAUUUGUCUUGCCAUAUUAAUGAAUUUAUUUACUGUAAUAAUUAUUCUAACUGAAUUAUUUAUAUAAUUAUUUAUUUCUUAUUAAGUACUUUGUUGAUUAAAUUAGUCUAAAUUAAAAUGAUGCGCCAAGUAUAUUUUGGAUUUCUUAGUUUAGAUGAAAGUACAUUACACAAAUCGAAUUAAUAUUUUUAUGAAAGUAAAAACUUGAAAUGUAUACGUUAGUAACAUGCUCAAAACAACUCUAUAAAUAAUAUGGUUACCUAAAAGUAUAAAAAAAUAACUACUUCUUAUUUUCGUUACAAUAUACAAUAUUUUGUAACAAUAGCGACAUUCAAUGAACGCAAUGGUAGAGCUAUUUAAGUAAAUCAAUUUUCCAUAAUAUACAGGCCGAGAAGUUGACGUCCAAAGCUAAAAUUUGAAAGCCUCAUGGUGAUGAGUAUCCGAAUCACCCCUAUGUAUAUUCUACGAUUUUGUGUAUUUUAGGAGAUAAUAAAUUUUUUCCCCAUUUAUCCGUUUUUGUCACCUAAUUGUGGUUUAGGAAUUUUUUCUAAUUUUUUUGAACACUUUUAGUUGAUUUUAUUGUUGAUAAUUAUUAACUACAGUUGCAAUAACCACAUAAGAACCUAUGAAUAGUUUAGACAAUGCGGAACUAGUUUAGAAUUGAGUCGUAAGUUCAAGAUAACUGCUCCAGCUAAAUUCAUGAAAAUGUUAAGGUAUCAAAAAAAAAUGGGGAGCCUAUGGCUUUUAACUAUUUUUAAAAACUUCCCAGAACAUUGGCCAAUAAUAUGCUUUAGCUUUGGACGUCAACUUCUCGGCCACCCUGUAUAUACUAAAGAAUUGGAAUAUUUCCAUAAUAUAUAUAUUACAGAACAUCCUGUAAGUAAUCUAGUAGCCGCGUGUUAUUAAGGCACUGAAACCCACUUGGCCCACGCUCAGGCGUAGCCGUUUAGAUCUCGUAGGGGUGUAGCGCUCACAGAAGGUUGAUUAAAAUUUUGUUUUUUAACUAAAUAAUUUGUUUAUUUAAAAAUAUCAAUUAUGAUUUAUUUUUUUAUGAUAACGGUUGUACCCGCGUGUUCAUUAGGUGUCGCCAUUGUAGGGCUUCACUGUAUAUGUCUGGCAACAAUUCUUAUUACAAAUGUACGUAUAUUUUUGGAUGCAACUCAUUUUGACUUAGACCAUGUCUGUAAUCUCGCGAUUCAAUCUGAUUUUUUUGUGCCUCAUUUAUAAUUUGACCAAAUUUAAAUAAAAUGAACAAAGCUUAAAGGACAAUUUGACAUUAAUUUGGGCAAAUUAUGAAGUCGUUGUGGCAACACUGACAGUUUAGUAGAAUUAAGUUUAUGAUAUCAUAUAAGUGUAAAUGUAAUAUUCAAAAUGGCGCCCACAGCUUUUUAUGUUGUCGGAUGAAGCCAUUACUAUUUUAAGUUUUUUUUUCUUAGUCUUAUCCUAUUAAGUAACACUAAUAAUAUUUAUAAGUUUACCAAAUGAUCGAACAUUAUACGAAGCAUGAAUUAUUAAGGAAAAGAUAUAUUAUGAUGCAUUUCCCAGUUAAUAUUUCUUAAUAAUUAAAAACCCAAUCAAAUAUUAUCUGAAAUACUUCCGCCUGAAUUUGACAUAUAGUAAUGGUUAUAGAGACCAAAAUAGAAUAUUUUAUAAUUAAUAAUUUCAGUUGACCAUGUAGGUAAGUUAUAGAAUAGAAGAGGGUUAAGGCUAAAAUCUGACAUUUGGAUCUUCUUAAAUUUAAGUUCUUCUGACUGACAUGAUUUGACAGCUGUCAGUGUUGCCAACACCCUGGCAUCAAAAUCACAGAUGACACAUCGUAAUAGCCGCAUUUACUUUAUUUGUAUUAAAUUAUUUGAUUUGUAGUUUAGUCUAGUUUUGCGAUGAGCGCGCAUUUGUCAUAUCCAAUAUGGAGCAUUGUACCAAUAUAUCUUUAACCCUU
This is a messenger RNA of Leptidea sinapis, 6403 nucleotides long. Its product is annotated as CUE domain-containing protein 2. The transcript has 7 exons. The record is from RefSeq and is a predicted model, not a curated record. The coding region runs from base 211 to 1068 and encodes 285 amino acids. NCBI's taxonomy places the organism in Eukaryota, Metazoa, Arthropoda, Insecta, Lepidoptera, Pieridae. Gene Ontology annotation, molecular function: protein binding.